Glycine soja is the source of this 3131-nucleotide messenger RNA. RefSeq lists its product as uncharacterized. The coding region runs from base 580 to 2676 and encodes 698 amino acids. The record is from RefSeq and is a predicted model, not a curated record. Gene Ontology annotation, molecular function: chromatin binding. Lineage: Eukaryota; Viridiplantae; Streptophyta; Magnoliopsida; Fabales; Fabaceae. The transcript has 7 exons.
UACCCUCUGGGGUUCUUGGUUUGGUUCUUCUCUUCCUUGUUUCUCUCUUCCCCUCCCCCGUUGAUUCAUUCACCAGUCACCACAUGGCACAGAAACAGAAGAAGUGAAGAGAAAGGUGACUCACUUGACAGCAGCUCCAAACCCAAACCCCUUUCCUCUCUGCCCCAUUGCCCAAAAAAACGGACCCAAACCCCUCAACAAAGACUCUUUUUGAGUCUCUUUUUUGUUUUGUUUUGUUUUUUCUCUCUGGGUCUUCUGGUUUCUUCUCCAUUGAACCCAGCUGGCCCCACCUCGCAAAAUCUCAGCUUUCGUUUCGUCACACAAACAAACCUCGUCCCGCUCCUAGUUACACACUACAAUGAAUGCUCUUUAACAUUUGUUGUCUUCUUUUUUUUUUCUCCCCCCCUUCCCCGAGCAUUGUAUGACUUCACUUCCGCUUCCUCGGACCUCACUCUCUCUCUUCAAUUCUCGGUUUUGUUAUUGUAGAAUGGUUUUAAGUUAGGGGGGCGGUGUGGCGUGUUAGGGUUUUUCCUAGUCCAAUUCACGUCGGUCUCGGAACGACCCAUCGUAGGUUUAAGAAUGUCUGGUGGUGGUGGUGGCUGUGGCGGUGUUUUCGUGACGUGGGAGGAGCAGGUGAUAUGUCAGGAGCGUGGGAACCGAGUGAUUCACUUUUACCUGAAGGACGCUUUGGGGAAUUCGGUGCUUGCUGUUGUGGGGACUGAGAGGAGUGUGAGGCACAUGAUGUAUGUUGUCCCUGACCAUUUCUUGCAGGCUUAUGGAUCCACACAACCCAUCAAUGCUUUCAAAUGGAGGGCACGCCGAGAGGUUGUGGACUGGCUCACUUGUUUGGUCUCGCGCAAUCGGUCACACCAUGCAGGUGUACAGUUGGAUGAUUCAGCACAAGCCGUUGAAUCUCUUAAGAUUUUAACGUCUGGGAUCAAUGUCAAUAAUAGAAUUUUACCUGAUAAAAUGAUUUCUAGGAAACUAAAAUUCCAAAGUUCUGAUAUUCAAUGGUCAGGCUUUUCUUGGUUUUGUGCUAAACAGCUGAAGCACUACUCAGGGUUUUGCAGGAAUGGAACAACCAUAAAUGUUCAUUCAUUUGUAUAUAUUAUGGCUGAAGAAGAAAACCACUAUCUUGGUUACGUGGAAGAUAUGUAUGAAGACAAGAAGAGACAAAAAAAAGUGAAGGUACGGUGGUUUCACCAUGGUCAGGAAGUUAAGCAUGUGAUUCCACAGCUGAAUCUGCAAGAGGGAGAGGUUUUCAUCACACCUCAUGUGCAGGUGAUUAGUGCUGAGUGUGUCAAUGGUCCUGCAACAGUUUUGACUCCUAAGCAUUAUGAGAAAUACCUAGCUGCUGUGCCUCAUACCUCUUUAUCUGAGAUCCAUAUGUGCUUUAGGCAGUUUAAGAACAAUAAGCUUAAGCCCUUCACACUUACAAAGUUGCGUGGGUAUAGUAACCAAACUGUUCUUUCUAGUUUGAAUAGUCCUACUCUCUCCAAGAGAAAGGCAAAGUUUGAAAAAUCGCGCACAGAUGAUGAUGAGAACUUCACUCAAGAUGAUGCUUUAAGGUCCAGCAAUAAGAGGAAUAGAAGUUCUAAGGAUCAUGUACUUGAAAAGGGUUUUUCUUGUCUGCAAAUCUCUGUUCCUGUGAAAGAAAUGACAAAAUGUGAACCAAAACACCCUAGUUUAAAAUUAAAACUAUCAAGAAAAACAUUGGGUAUUAAGGUUAUUGGACCAAAGCCUCAACUGUCUUUUCAGGUUGGUGCAAAGAUAGAGGUUCUCUGUCAAGAUAGUGGCAUCAGAGGAUGCUGGUUUAGAUGUAAAAUCUUGAGUAUGUCUCCAAGGUUGCUCAAGGUCCAGUAUGAUGAUUUGCUGGAUAUAGACGGACCACAGAAACUAGAGGAAUGGGUCCCUGCGUCUAGAGUGGCAGCUCCUGACAAAUUGGGUAUGCGAAGUUCGGGCCGCCUAACAGUUCGACUAUGCCCUCCUGAAUAUAAUACAGGUCAUACUUUUGAGAUUGGAGCACCAGUGGAUGCCUGGUGGUGUGAUGGAUGGUGGGAAGGUGUCGUGACUGCAGUUAAUGUCUGUGGGGAUGGAGUCCUGCAGGUUUAUACCCCUGGCGAAGAGAGGUUUCUAAAGGUCGAGAAGAAGAACAUUCGGAUUUCCCGAGAUUGGAUCAAUAACAGGUGGGUUGAUAUACAGGGAAAGCCCGACAUUUGCAGCUAUUUAUCUUCAAAUGCCAGGUCCAGCAUCAGGAUGUCAGCUAAUUCUGCAGUGGUAGAUGGAUCUAUGUCUGAUUGCUCUGCAAUAUUAGAAAGUAAACCAACACCAAGUGCCAAAGUUGAAGUUGCUAAGAAGGUUGAGCCAGAAUUAUCUGGUUUGGAAGCACCUGUUAACCUGGAAAAUAUAAUAACAACUUUGAGGGAGCCACUCUAUGCCAUUCAUGAAGACAAGGAUAACAACUCUGGUGAUGGCUGCGAUGAUGAAGCUGACAAGGCUGUGAAGACACUUCUGGCCUUAAAUGAACACAAGGAUAAGUACUCAGGUGGAGGCAAUAAUGGUGACACUGACAAUGAUGUUGACGUUGAUGCUGACAAUGAUGAAGAUGAUAGUGAGGAAGAUUUCGAUUGUUCUGAAUCAAAACUCGAUGCAGCAGAAGCAAUACAAGUUGCAUGAUGAAUAUAAGAUAGAGCUAAAUGGGGAAUUUUUUGCUCUCCUACUGAUUAUACCUGAAGGUGGAAAUCAAGUUGUAUAUAAAACAGAAUGAGAAGCCCUGAGGUAGUUAUAUAUGCAUGCAGGAGGAUAAUGGUUUUCAAGUUUGACUUAAGGAUAAUAGUAGUGUAUAGCAUUAUAGCUUAUGGUUUUUGGGUUAUCAUGAGAUCAACUUCUAUAGAAUGAUAUAUUAAUAUAUAGUAUAUUUUAGGGUCCAUGUUAGGUCAUGUGGUUGGUAAAUGAGCAACUGCACAUAUCAGUUGAAACUGCAUAGAGUUAGCCCAUGAGUAAAAUUUGUAAUUUUCUUAUUUUCAGUAGUUUGGGCUUUGACCAUGAAUCUUACAAGAUUACAGAAUUACAAAAUCUGCCGCCAUGUCUAGAUUCUUCUAUUUCAAUUUAAGAGGGGAUAAAUGUUUUAA